UUCACAAUUGAAUCAAACGAUUUUGACAUUUUUCAAGAUAAUUUAAUUAAACAUAUUCAAGAUCAUAUUGAUAAUAACGAUUUCAAUAAAAAUAAUAUUGAAGUCACUUAUAAAAUUAAUGGCUGUGGGCAAGCAAUGGCUUUAGAUGACAAAGAUGAUUAUAAUGUAUUUAUUAGUGAAUAUCAAAAAUUAGAAAUCAA
Molecule: messenger RNA, 200 nt
Organism: Racocetra persica
Lineage: Eukaryota; Fungi; Glomeromycota; Glomeromycetes; Diversisporales; Gigasporaceae
Source: the annotation of a GenBank genome assembly